Cynara cardunculus var. scolymus (artichoke) is the source of this 2332-nucleotide messenger RNA. RefSeq names its product sulfate transporter 1.3-like. Gene Ontology annotation, molecular function: secondary active sulfate transmembrane transporter activity. Gene Ontology annotation, biological process: transmembrane transport. Gene Ontology annotation, cellular component: membrane. The coding region runs from base 131 to 2068 and encodes 645 amino acids. NCBI's taxonomy places the organism in Eukaryota, Viridiplantae, Streptophyta, Magnoliopsida, Asterales, Asteraceae. The transcript is spliced from 14 exons. The record is from RefSeq and is a predicted model, not a curated record.
GUGGAACACAGUUUCUUCAGAAAUCACAGUGAAUUUGGGGAAAAGAAAUAUGCGAUGAACCUGGACGGGAUUCGAGCUUGAUUUUCAUAAAUGUUAAAUUGGUUGAUCAUCGCGCGACAAGGGUCUUGAAAUGGAUACGAGACGUUUGACUUCCUCCGAUAGUCAUGGACCGAAUGUACCUUACAUACAUAAGGUUGGCAUCCCUCCGAAACAAAGUCUCUUGAAGGAGUUCAAAUCUACGGUGAAAGAAACGUUUUUCUCAGAUGAUCCUCUACGACCGUUCAAAGAUCAACCAAAAUCUAGAAAAAUCGUGCUUGGUCUACAAGCGGUUUUCCCGAUUCUUGAAUGGGGAAGAAGCUAUAAUCUAAGAAAGUUCAGAGGUGAUCUUAUUGCUGGACUAACAAUUGCUAGUCUGUGUAUUCCACAGGAUAUCGGGUAUUCAAAACUUGCGAAUUUACCUCCACAAUAUGGAUUGUACUCGAGCUUUGUUCCACCUCUAAUUUACGCGUUUAUGGGUAGCUCACGAGAUAUAGCCAUAGGACCUGUGGCCGUGGUCUCUUUGUUGUUGGGUACGCUUCUUCGGAAAGAAUAUGAUCCAGAUAAGGAAAAAAGUGAAUAUCUUAGGCUUGUAUUUACAUCUACAUUCUUUGCUGGGAUCACUCAAGCUACUCUUGGAGUUCUCAGACUCGGGUUUCUAAUAGAUUUCCUAUCGCAUGCUGCUGUCGUUGGUUUUAUGGCUGGAGCUGCCAUCACCAUUGCCCUUCAACAACUCAAGGGAUUUCUUGGCAUUAAACAUUUCACUAAGGAAACUGAUAUCAUAUCAGUAAUGAAGUCGGUUUUUGGAUCCGUUCAUCACGGGUGGAACUGGCAGACAAUAGUCAUCGGAGCAAGUUUUUUGACGUUCCUACUUGUCGCCAAGUACAUUGGAAAGAAGAACAAGAAGCUCUUUUGGGUGCCUGCAAUUGCACCAUUGAUCUCGGUUGUUCUAUCGACUUUUUUCGUGUACAUUACCCAUGCCAAACAGGAUGGUGUUGCAAUCGUGGGACGGAUUGAGAAAAGAAUCAACCCUCCUUCGCUUGACAAAAUCUAUUUCUCCGGUGAAAAUCUACUAAAAGGAUUCAGAAUCGGCGCAGUGGCUGGCAUGAUAGCGUUAACGGAAGCUGUUGCAAUUGGGAGAACGUUUGCUUCGAUGAAAGAUUAUCAAGUAGAUGGAAACAAAGAAAUGGUGGCACUCGGAACUAUGAACGUCAUCGGCUCAAUGACUUCGUGCUAUGUUGCAACCGGUUCGUUCUCGCGAUCAGCUGUAAAUUAUAUGGCAGGAUGCCAAACCGCAGUUUCGAACAUUGUGAUGUCUUUUGUAGUGUUCUUGACUGUGAAAUUUCUAACUCCUCUUUUCGAGUACACCCCCAAUGCGAUUCUAUCUUCCAUUAUUAUAUCUGCUGUCAUUGGGCUGAUCGAUUUCGAUGCUGCCAUUUUGAUCUGGAAAAUCGACAAACUUGAUUUCAUGGCAUGUAUGGGAGCGUUUCUUGGCGUGGUUUUCAAAUCGGUCGAGACUGGUCUUUUGAUUGCUGUUGCUUUAUCUUUAGCUAAGAUUCUUCUUCAAGUUACGAGACCACGAACUGCGAUCCUUGGAAAGAUUCCAAUGACGACCGUGUACAGGAACAUCGGACAAUACCCGGAAGCGACUAAAGUUCCUGGUGUUCUGAUUGUAAGAGUUGAUUCUGCUAUCUACUUCUCCAACUCCAACUACACCAAAGAAAGGAUAUUGAGAUGGCUAACCGAUGAAGAAGAUAAUCUAAAAGAAACAUACCAACCAAAGAUUGAAUUCUUGAUAGUUGAAAUGUCACCCGUUACCGACAUCGACACCAGCGGAAUUCAUGCCUUCGAAGAGUUGCACAGGAGUCUGCAAAAGAGAGAGAUUCAGCUUGUUCUUGCGAACCCGGGCCAAGGUGUGCUGGACAAGCUAUACGCAUCAGGUUUCCCUGACUUGAUUGGCGAAAACAAGAUCUUUCUGACCGUUGCAGACGCGGUUCACACGUGUUCACCGAAGAUGGUUCACGAGGUCUGAUCUAUUUCGUGAUGAAAGUAGAAAAAAGAUUUACGCAGAUAAAAAGUUCAAAUGGUACCGAAAUAAGGCUACACGAGUCCGUUAUAGUUGUGGGAUAGAGUCGAAAAAUCGGACAUUAGAUGGUGAAAGUACAUCUCUGUAGAUUUUCGAAGACAGUAAUACUGUUUUGAUUUUGUUUAUAGAUGUAACGACUAACGACUGCGGUUCGAGUUCAUAUAUACAAAGAGAAGGGUAUAUGAAAGAAAAUAUUCUCGUUCGGUGUCA